AUGAAGUCUUCCAUCCUUGCACUGUUCGGCUCCUCCUCUGUUGCCCUCGCGGCGGUGCGCGGAUUCAAUUAUGGCUCCCAGGGCCACAGUCAUGGCUCUUUCACAGAGCAAUUCAAGAUCGCUGCGAAUCUAGAGGGCGCAAACGAUUACACGAGUGCUCGUUUAUACACCAUGAUUCAAGAGGGGACCACAAAUACCCCCAUUGAGGCGAUUCAGGCCGCCAUCGACACUAAAACGACGCUUCUAUUGGGACUGUGGGCCUCGAUUGACGAAGCAGCAUUCCAACAGGAAAUCACAGCACUUCAAACCUCUAUUCAGCAAUAUGGCUCGGCAUUUGCAGACCUGGUGGUCGGUAUUUCUGUCGGAAGUGAGGAUUUGUAUCGAAUUUCGCCCAUUGGUAUCGCAGCGGACAGCGGCUAUGGACAGAGUCCCGACGUCUUGGUCAAAUAUAUCGAUCAAGUCCGUACCGCUAUCCAAGGUACAAGCCUCGCGAGUAAGCCUAUCGGCCAUGUCGACACAUGGAACGUCUAUGUCAACUCCUCGAAUGCGGCCGUGAUCGCUGCCUGCGAUUGGAUUGGCUUGGAUGAAUAUCCUUACUACCAAACAACCGACGAGAACGAGAUUGGUAACGCAAAGACGCUAUUCUUUGAAGCAUAUGACAAAGUUGGGGCGGUCGCUGACGGAAAGCCCAUCUGGAUCACCGAGGCAGGCUGGCCUGUGUCUGGUCCAACGUCGAACCUUGCCACGGCAAGCGUAAACAAUGCUGAGAUUUUCUGGCAAGAAGUUGCAUGCGAGUUGGAACGCCGGGAAGUCAACACUUGGUGGUACAUCCUUGACGAUAGUGGUGCAUCUCCAUCAUUUGGUGUCAGUGAGAACGGCAAGCCACUUUAUAACCUCGACUGCAGCCAGAGUGCCAGCAACACGACAUCAUCAUCCAGCGUGACUUCUGCGCAUUCAACCUCAGCUGGACCAACCGCAUCCAGCGGCUCCAGUGUGGUGCCGACUGGCAUCACCACAGCGAGUGGAAGCGCCUCAUCCAUGGCCACUUCCGAUGCCACACCGAACCCGACCGGAGCCAGCGCCACUACCUUGCGCACGGGGACAUCAACCUCUGGCCAAAGCAGCUCGACCACAUCGGCUGAGGGAAGUGCCUUUACCAACGGAGUCGCUCCAAAUAACCAACAAUCUAUGGCGGGAAUUGCUAUUGGCGCUGUCCUAGCAGCACUGGUGCUGUGA
Molecule: messenger RNA, 1236 nt
Organism: Exophiala mesophila
Lineage: Eukaryota; Fungi; Ascomycota; Eurotiomycetes; Chaetothyriales; Herpotrichiellaceae
Exons: 1
Coding region: 1-1236 (411 amino acids)
Biological process (GO): carbohydrate metabolic process; cell wall organization
Cellular component (GO): cell surface; extracellular region; fungal-type cell wall
Molecular function (GO): 1,3-beta-glucanosyltransferase activity; glucan endo-1,3-beta-D-glucosidase activity
Source: RefSeq, a predicted model, not a curated record